This is a messenger RNA of Sphaerodactylus townsendi, 3105 nucleotides long. Its product is annotated as zinc finger and SCAN domain-containing protein 22-like. NCBI's taxonomy places the organism in Eukaryota, Metazoa, Chordata, Lepidosauria, Squamata, Sphaerodactylidae. Gene Ontology annotation, biological process: regulation of transcription by RNA polymerase II. The transcript has 5 exons. Bases 152 to 2044 code for a protein of 630 amino acids. The record is from RefSeq and is a predicted model, not a curated record. Gene Ontology annotation, molecular function: DNA-binding transcription factor activity, RNA polymerase II-specific; RNA polymerase II cis-regulatory region sequence-specific DNA binding.
ACGUCUCUUCCUGCCCGGCAGGCUGGGAAUUCCCUGGGAAGGAGGGUGAUUGUGGGGGAUUUGGGGAGAAGGCCCUUGCUUUGCUCUUGGACAGGGCACCUCCCUUUCAUUCCCCCUUUGAGAGCCUUUGGUGCUGAAAGAUUAUUCGGGGAUGAAAACAGAGGAGCAAAAUCAAGGAGGCUCCAAAAGCAUGGAGGGAUUUGAGCGGACCUGGAAAAGCCCUCAGGUCAGCCAGAGAGGCUGCAUCAGAGAGUUCCUGCAAAGGAUGCCCCCACAACAGAUCAAGGAGGAAACCGGGGAAGGUCUCCUUCAGCGCUGGGAAGUCCAGUGGCAGGAGUUUCUGAAGACCAUGGAGGCUUCUCACUCAGGCUGCGGGGUCCCGCAGUUGCUGGAGGAGUCCACGCCCUGGGACGAUGCCAAGGCCUUCCUGGCCUCCUUUGAGCAAGUGGCUGAAGCCUGCCAGUGGCCCAAGGAAGAGUGGGUGGCCCGUCUCCUGCCGGCCCUCAGCGGGGAAGCCAAACAGGCUUAUAGCAGGCUGGAUCUGCGAGACAGAGAGGAUUAUGGGAAAUUGAAGGCAGCCAUCUUGCGAGGGGAUGCCGUGAGCAGAGAGAAGAAGCGCCAGCACUUCCGGCAUUUCUGCUACCUGGAGGCUGAGGGGCCGAGAGGGACGUAUAGCCGGCUCCAGGAACUCUGCCGUCGAUGGCUGAAGGUCGAGAGGCACUCCAAAGAGCAGAUUUUAGAGUUUUUGAUCCUGGAGCAGUUCCUGACCAUCCUCCCACCAGAGGUCCAGAACUGGGUGAGGGAACGUGAGCCAGAGACCUGCUCCCAGGCAGUGGCCCUAGCCGAGGACUUCUUGCAGAGGAAGCGAGAGGCUGAGAGGCAGCAACUGCAGGUGACGACACCAUUUGAGGAGGUGGUUCUGAGCUUCUGUGAGCCGCAACCAGUGUCAUCUGGCCACGCUUAUCGGCGGCUGCAUCAGGAUGCAGAGGAGUCCAAGAGUGGAGAUGUGACUGUGCUGAGCAGUAAAGGAUGGAUAAGCCUCGAGGGAGAGGAGAGGUAUGCAACAGCAGAGUCAGAACGAUUGCAACCACAUGGGACAUCAGUGUGGAGAGGAGCGGAGAAUGUCACACAGUUCUGCCCACAGGAAAACACACCUGGGACUCAGCAGGAAACUCUCCCCAUGCAGGAAGUUGAUGCGUCUGUUGCAUUUGGAGAAUCUUUCCAGGAUCUUGAAGAAGAUGCAUUCCAGCGAAGAGUCCACACUGAUGUUUGGCAAGCAAGUGGGAAUGUUGGGAGAAUCAGUCACCAGGAAAUCUCAGACCAAGCAGAGUCCCACAGGGCAUCUCCAGGAGGAGCAGCAGAAAACUUUUCCUGGUGCCAGCAAGUAGCUGAAACUUUUGAAAUUCUUCACGGGGCAAAGAUGCCACAAGAAAACCAGCUAAGGAACCUCAUAGGUAAAUCUGUUUGUUGUGGAGUGCACAAGGAAAUCCUUGAUGAUAGCUCGCGACUGCCUAAACCAAAGACUUCCCCUGUGAUUGGAACAGCUUUAAAACAAAACUCAGACGAGGAGAUGUUAUACCAGUGUACUGAGUGCAGCAAAUGCUUCGCGUUCAAGAAACACCUGAUCGUGCACCGGAAAACCCACAUUGGGAAUACCCUCUAUGACUGCUCGGCAUGCGAGAAGAGGUUUGCUUGGGUAUCGGACCUUACCCGCCAUCAAAGAAUCCACACAGGAGAGAAACCCUUCGCCUGUCCACUGUGCGGCAGACAGUUCAGCUCCCACUCCAGCCUUAUUAAUCAUAGGAAAACCCAUGGAGGGGAGCGGCCAUUCCAGUGCCCAGACUGCGGGAAAAGGUUUGUCUGCAAAUCUCACCUCACGAGACAUCAAAAAGUCCAUCUCGAUAGGAAAUCAUACGCCUGUUCCAAAUGCAGCAAAAGUUUUUGUCAGAUCUCACUUCUUAUCCUCCACAAAAGCACGCAUGCUGAAGAGGAACUCCUUUCUCAGCCCCUAGAGACACUGGACUUCCAGCCUGAAUCUCUGUAACACAUUGAGGUUCAUGGAUUGUCUUGUUCCCCUCUUAACUGAUUGCAAUACCUUCACAUUUUUGUGCCACCUUUGAGAUCUUCCUCUUCAGAGUCAAACUACGCAUGUGGGUGUUUUAGGUGCUGUGUCCCGGUUUCCUUAACUCGCCGCAAAUGUGGAAAAUGGCUUUCAAAAAUAAAAGCAAGGCCCAACAGGUUUGGUAAGCCACUGUGGGCAGGGGGAAGGUUUCCUGCCCUCCUCCUCAACCAUUUUCCCAUGCCAAAACAGCACUGUGAGGGUUAUUUCCUCAUUUUGCUGCUCCACAUGCAUACAAUACUCAAUGAGGAGAAGCAAAAGUGGGGACAUAGCUCUCCACUCAGUGCCAUUUCAGCCAAGGGGGAGGGAGGCAGGAAACCCUCCAUCCCAUGCAGCGGCAUUCCAAGCCCAUUUGUGCUCUCUUUUAUUAAAAAAAAAAAAGCCUUUCCCCUUCAUUUCCUUUUGGCUGCGAGGAACCUGGUUUGAAACCAGGGAAUGGGGCGGGGGGGCGGGGGACGGGACCUGGGCCCAGCUCUUUCAAAACCCAGAUGUGUAGUUUUGCCCUCACAUGUUAAAAUCUCAACAGAAUGCUGUUUUUAUUCCACUUUGUUCUCUAACUCUUUUGCUGGUUUUGUGUACCUCUCUGUCACUUUCCGGUUUGAUACCUCCAUUUCUUAAAUCUGUUUUUAAAAGGCAAAAUUUCAUUCAUUUUGGUUUUAGAGCAGGCCUGGUUUCCCCCCCUGUGGUCCUGUUCGUUGUGAUUUUUCUUGCAGCUUUGCUAUAUCUUCCUUUCUUCAGACACUUGGCCAGGAGUAUAGUGAAAAGUUGUCAGUCUUGAUUUUAAAGCUAUUUGCAGUAUCCACCACUGAGCAGAUUUAUUCCAGUUAAAAUAUUAGACUUGAAAAGUAUACUGUAAUUUCUUUGAUGGGGGAUCUGGGUUCUGCCCUUUCAGUUGAUGACACUUUGUACAGCACUGUGGAAAAGGAUGAUACGUAUGAAUCAAUAGGUUUUAAUAAUAAAUUCAAAGUUUAUUUUUCUUUUAAAAA